Messenger RNA from Haemonchus placei, 894 nucleotides. NCBI's taxonomy places the organism in Eukaryota, Metazoa, Nematoda, Chromadorea, Rhabditida, Trichostrongylidae. The record is from the annotation of a GenBank genome assembly.
AUGGCUGACAAUAAGGAUGAGCUUGUGCAAAGAGCGAAGCUCGCUGAGCAGGCCGAAAGGUAUGACGAUAUGGCCCAAUCUAUGAAAAAGGUGACUGAACUGGGGGCUGAACUUUCGAAUGAGGAACGCAAUCUUCUUUCCGUUGCCUACAAGAAUGUCGUUGGAGCGCGUCGUUCGAGUUGGCGCGUGAUCUCAUCGAUUGAGCAGAAGACGGAAGGCUCUGAGAAGAAGCAACAAAUGGCCAAGGAAUAUCGCGAGAAAGUUGAAAAGGAACUACGAGACAUUUGCCAGGACGUUUUGAACCUGCUCGACAAAUUUCUCAUACCGAAGGCCGGCAAUCCUGAGUCUAAAGUGUUCUACCUUAAAAUGAAGGGUGACUACUACAGGUACCUUGCGGAGGUUGCGUCAGGCGAAGACCGUAGCUCGGUUGUCGACAAGUCGCAGCAGUCUUACCAGGAAGCUUUUGAUAUCGCCAAGGACAAGAUGCAGCCCACUCACCCCAUCCGCCUUGGCCUCGCCCUCAAUUUCUCGGUGUUCUACUACGAGAUUUUGAACGCACCCGAUAAGGCUUGCCAAUUGGCUAAGCAGAGCAGCUAUGCAGAAGCCCUCGAGAUUGCUAAAGUGAAUUUGACGACAACACAUCCAGUUCGUCUUGGUCUUGCUUUGAACUAUUCUGUGUAUUUCUAUGAAGUUGCGUCAAGUCCUGAUAGAGCUUGCCAACUAGCAAAGCAGGCAUUUGAUGAUGCUAUUGCUGAGCUCGAUACCUUGAAUGAAGAUUCGUACAAGGAUUCCACUCUCAUCAUGCAGCUUUUGAGGGAUAAUCUAACCUUGUGGACCUCGGAUGCUGCUGCUGAUGAUCAAGAUGCAGGAGAACAAGGAGAAGGUGCUAAUUGA